Messenger RNA from Rosa rugosa (rugosa rose), 4473 nucleotides. Its product is annotated as DEAD-box ATP-dependent RNA helicase FANCM. The transcript has 22 exons. The coding region runs from base 50 to 4201 and encodes 1383 amino acids. Lineage: Eukaryota; Viridiplantae; Streptophyta; Magnoliopsida; Rosales; Rosaceae. The record is from RefSeq and is a predicted model, not a curated record. Gene Ontology annotation, biological process: double-strand break repair via synthesis-dependent strand annealing; interstrand cross-link repair; replication fork reversal. Gene Ontology annotation, molecular function: ATP binding; 3'-5' DNA helicase activity; four-way junction helicase activity.
GUUUAUUCACAAGCCCACAGCCACCCGCAUUUCAGUCACAGCUACCUCAAUGACCUCCACCGAUCCUCACCACAUAUUCGACGACGAAGAAGACGACGAUUUCGAUUGGGAAGCAGCUGCCAGAGCCGUCGACGUCGUCACCCAGACCACCGCAAAUCCCUCCAAUUCCCAUUUUACCCCUCCUCCCCCAAUUCAGAAACCACCGUUUCCUCCAACCUUCAACAACAAGCCCAGUACUUCACGGCAGACCACUCUCGAUAGGUUCAUUGGGAAGCCCGCCCCAAAGCCUCACCCCGAAAUUCGAGACUGCGGCGAUGAGAGAGUGUCCCGUGUUCAAAUUGACGCCGAAAAAGCCAACACUUGGAUGUACCCAGUUAAUUUUCCGGGGCGUGACUAUCAAUUUGCUAUCACCAAGACAGCACUUUUUUCGAAUACGCUGGUGGCAUUGCCAACCGGACUCGGGAAGACGCUUAUUGCUGCAGUUGUUAUGUAUAACUACUUCAGAUGGUUCCCUGAUGGAAAGAUAGUCUUUGCUGCUCCUUCUCGACCACUUGUUACACAACAAAUAGAAGCAUGCCAUAAUAUUGUAGGAAUACCACAAGAAUGGACAAUUGAUAUGACAGGUCAGAUAAGUCCUACAAAAAGAGCAUGCUUUUGGAAAACUAAACGAGUUUUCUUUGUUACUCCACAAGUGCUGGAGAAGGACAUUCAGUCUGGAACAUGCUCAGUCGAAUAUUUGGUAUGCUUGGUGAUUGAUGAAGCUCACCGAGCAUUAGGGAACUAUGCUUCUAGUGUUGCAGUUCGUGAGUUAAUGGCGGCACAAGUGCCACUGAGAAUUUUAGCUUUGACCGCAACACCAGGAUCUAAGCAGCAGACUGUUCAGCAAAUUAUUGAUAACUUGUGUAUAUCAUCACUUGAAUACCGUGAAGAAAAUGAUGCUGAUGUCAGCCCUUAUGUUCACAACAGGGAGGUAGAGUUGAUUAAGGUGGCAAUGGGUCAAGAUGCUGUGGAGAUAAGUAAUAAGAUAUAUGAUGCAAUACGACCAUAUUUAACCAGGCUUAGUGCGGCUGGAGUUCUCCCAAAUAGAGACGCUCAAACGUGGAGCCCAGGCGAGUUACUUAGGUUUAGGGAGAAAUUUCGUCUAGCACCUCCUCCAGACUUCCCCCAAUUUAAGUAUGGGGAAAUUGAAGGUUGGUAUGGAGUUCUUCUUACAGGUUACCACAUUCUUAAGCUAUUAUCAAGCCAUGGAAUAAGACCAGCAUAUGACAUGCUUGAAGAAAAGUUAAAAAAGGGGUUUUUUGCCAAGUAUAUGAGUAGAAGUGAAGAUGUUCAUAAAGCAAAGCUAAGGAUGCAGCAAAGUCUGUCUCAUGGUGGUCCGAGUCCCAAGUUAUCCAAAAUGUUAGAAGUAUUGCUUGAUCAUUUCAAAACAAAAGAUCCACAAAACUCGAGGGUUAUGAUUUUCUCAAACUUCAGGGGAAGUGUCAGGGAGAUAAUGGAUGCAUUGGCAAACAUUGGGAAUUUAGUUAGAGCUACCGAGUUUAUUGGUCAGAGUUCAGGGAAAAUAUUAAAAGGCCAGUCACAAAAAGUUCAACAAGCUGUGUUGGAGAAAUUUCGUGCUGGUGGAUACAAUGUCAUUGUUGCGACAUCAAUUGGCGAAGAAGGUUUGGAUAUAAUGGAAGUUGAUCUUGUUAUAUGCUUUGAUGCAAAUGUAUCACCAUUGAGGAUGAUUCAACGCAUGGGGAGAACUGGAAGGAAGCAUGAUGGACGAGUUGUAGUUUUAGCCUGUGAAGGAUCAGAGUUGAAAGGUUACAAGCGGAAGCUAACAAACAGCAAGAAUGUGAGCAAACACAUGCGAAAUGGGGGAAUAAAUAGCUUCAAUUUUCAUUCUAGCCCGAGGAUGAUCCCUCACAUUUUCAAACCUGAAGUCCAGUAUGUUGAGUUUUCAAUUGAACAAUUCGUUCGUCCUGGAAAGAAAGUCAAAGAUGAUAAUGAUAUUCAGACACCUGUUACUAUAGACAAAUUAACUGUUGCUGAGACUAGUUUAGUUGCCAAGUAUUUCCAGUCACAUGACGUAACAUGGAAACCAUCUCUUAUUGCCUUUCCUCACUUCCAAACCUAUCCCUCAAGAGUGUAUAAAGUAAUGCACUCGCCUCGAACAACAAUGCUAAUUGAUACAAUGCAAUCUUUGCAAGGAUUAUCCUUUUCCAGUGACAGAAAAAUUUCCCUCAUCGAGGAUGAGGUCUGUUCAGAGGAUUGCUUAGCAGUUGACACUGUCGAACAGCGUGACAACAGAGAAGAUUUGCUGAAUCUUGAUGGUUCAAAGAAACAAUCACAGGAAAUAGUACUGGAUUUCGAACUACAAACUACUGGGACAUUGGAAACCAAGGAGAAGCAUAGCGACCAUGAUUUAUCUGAUGAAAAUCCUUCUGGUCACUCUUUUCUCUUUGGUUCAGAUGUUGUUGAUGUUGAUGCUUCUGGAAAGGUCCUUAUCAUAUCUGUCCCUAUUCUUCAUGGCAAAAGUAUACCAAAUUCCAAGUUUACAAGUGCAAGCAGUGGUAAGUUGGAUCGUUUGAAGCAAAGUUCUUGCCAUGUAAGAACAUCAGAUGAAGAACAAACGGAAGUAACUACUCGAGCUGGAGCUAAUGGGGAUCCAGAAAUGGCUCAGAUAGCAUAUAUAAGGAAUGAUACACCACCUUGGUCUAGAUUGUGCGACUCUGAAACCUGGAUGGAGACAACAAUCAAUGGGGAUGAAGAGAAUCCUCAAAAGCCAAUUCUCAAAGGAAACUUUCCAAAUGGAGAUAGUGCUUGUGAGACGCCUGAUGUUCUGAAAAGCAAGGCACCGACAUUGCUGGCUGAUGAAGACGACAACCUUUUCAGAGAUGGUGAGCUUAGUCCAAGGCUUACUAAUUUGAUCAAAAGUGGAGUUGUUCCAGAGUCACCUAUCAAUAAUAGUGGAAUAUUAGAUACCAUAAAUAAGUAUGUAGUUCCUGAUGCUGUUUCGCCUGCCCCAUUACCUACGGAACUGAUAUCGAAGUCUUCAAGUCCUGGGAAAAAUGGAAAAGCCACUGAUAUGGAUACCAGUGCAUGUGAAAGAAAUGUGUCUCUUUUUCCUACUGAUAUUGAAAUUCAAUCUCCCUUGCACAAUAGGAGUACUGCCAGUAUAAAUGAAUCUACCUCCACGUCACCGGUUAUUGACAGAGGCCAAACUGUUUUAGCAGACCUUACAAACAGUAGCUGUAGCAAAGAUUGGUGUAUAGGUUCUGGAGACAAGUCGCAGAGUGUGAAACAGACACGCAAGUUUAAAAGGUUGCGCAAAGUUGGGGAUCAUUGGAAAAGUAGGAAUCAGGAAAGCAUGACAACCAAUGAUGUCCCAAGAGCAAACCUGAUCAGAUCUUUUAUAAGUACUACUCUUCCUACCAAGCAUCUUAGAGGUACCAAAAUAAGUGCAAAGAAGUCGGUUAAUGAUGUGAGGGAAUUCAUCGACGAGGAAGCUGAGGUAUCUUCAGAGGAUAUAUCUGAUGAUGAAGAAGAUGAACCAGACAACUAUUCAAAUGAUAGUUUCAUAGAUGACAGGAUAAAUUCUACGGCUGCAAGUACUCAGGCUGCAACCAGUGGAAUUGACAUGAUGGCAGUGUACAGGCGUUCAUUGCUCACCCAAUCACCCAUGGAGAGGCAGCCAAGCAGUUCAGCUACAUUUUCUCCCAAUUCUGUGGCAACGAUAACUAGGACACCGGAAACUGGAAGUUCUGGUGGAAAAACAUCUCUCUCUCUUCAGACUCCUCAAAGCGACUCUACAAAUCUGCCAAUUGGAAUAGAUUCAAAGUCUUACCAUAAGAAUUGGAACUCUGAAGCCAGACCUUUUACAACUGGUGUUUCUCCAGGAUAUGAAAGAGAUAUUGAAAGUCGAAAAAGAAAAUCGAGUUUUCAUCAUUCAAGAUCUAUUCCUGCUGUCAACUUGGAGCUAGAAUUCUCGUUGCAAUCAGAGGCUGCAGGCAGAAAUAUGCAGCACAGUGAUGCACAUGGGGACAUGCUUUAUGAUGAUCAGUUUUAUGAGGGCCUUGAUCUUGACGCAUUGGAAGCACAAGCUACAAUUCUUCUUAAGCAGAAAUCAGAAUUGCUGGUGCAGAAGCCACAGAUGAGUCAGUUAAACCCAGAAAAUCCUAUCCUUGACAGUGCUCCAUCAUUUGAUCUAGGGAUAUGAUAUAAAUUUAGAUAUAAAUGGUGGCCUGCAGGAGCAGGAGCAUGGAAAAGGAUUGUAAACUCUGGUGGCAAAUUCUCAAGGUUUUCCUUUUCUUUCGUUUUUAAUAGAUUAGUUAGAUGCAUCGGGAGAUCAGCAUCGUGUUGGGUGAAAAUAAAUUUAAUUUAUAGCAAAAUGAGUUAUGCAAAGUCCAUGCUAAAAGGGAAAUGUAUACAUAAAUGUAAAUGUGUGUAAAUAUUACAGACAUUGUAUUCAUAAUUUUAUUUUUACCAUAA